AUGAGCAUACAGUUUGAACUUGUUGAUGCCAUACAUAAGUAUGCUUUAGAAAGCGUUGCUAAUAAAGCUCAAAAAUGGGUAAAACAUCAGUCUGGUAGUUCUACAAGAAAAGUUCAGUUGAUUCUCAAGAACUUAUUGCAGUCAUGUGUCACUAAAACAUUAGCUAAGUGGAAAAAAACAGGUAGCACAUUAGAUAAAAUUAGAUACAGAAGACCCAGAAAAACAACUAACACUGAUGAAAAUAGUAUAUACAAAAUUGCCAGAAAAAAUACUAAGUAUAGUGCCAAACAAAUUGCUCAAGAAAUAAAUCUAGCUCUUAAAAACGAUAUCUCAAGACAGACAGUAUAUAGAAGAUUAUUUGAUCGUAAUCUAUGCUCGUAUACUACUGCUAGAAAACUAAUGCCUAAAAGAUUAGAUUUUUUCAAACGGCUAUAA
Molecule: messenger RNA, 435 nt
Organism: Hydra vulgaris (swiftwater hydra)
Lineage: Eukaryota; Metazoa; Cnidaria; Hydrozoa; Anthoathecata; Hydridae
Source: RefSeq, a predicted model, not a curated record